Molecule: messenger RNA, 444 nt
Organism: Aspergillus tanneri
Lineage: Eukaryota; Fungi; Ascomycota; Eurotiomycetes; Eurotiales; Aspergillaceae
Exons: 4
Coding region: 1-444 (147 amino acids)
Source: RefSeq, a predicted model, not a curated record
AUGUCCAGGUUUAUAGCUCGCUUCAGUAUCUUUCCCAAGGAACUUUUCCGUCUAAAUAACGGUAACACAAUCCGGAUCCGUGACCGAGCUGUCAAGCGGGUUGGCAGUUUUGAUGUGACAACUGAAGAUGGAAAGGUGAAGCCAAAAGCUGUUGAUCACCCUGACACAUACCAGCGUACGAGAUCUUUAAUCUUAUGGCACGACCUUGUCAAGAACUUCAUUGGCAAGGAUAUGAUUGUCUAUUCCGUUCCCUUAGGUACCAAGCUCCCUGACGACUUGACUCUCGUUCAUGAAAAAGGAGACCAUUUCUCUCUCCAACCAACAAGAGAAAUGACUUUAGAAGAAUUUAAUUCGAAAAUUAACGAGUUUUAUAGAAUGUCAGCGAAGCAAUUCACAAGGGAGCAAUGGCUCGAGGCCUAUCCGUCACCUUCGGAAACAGCUUAA